ACUGUACGUUUCCCUCAGGAUUUUGUGAAACUAUGGUCAGUGGACCUCACUUGGGGGCAUGCUCCCUUGUAAGAUAAUUUUGUUUAUUUUAAAGUUAAAUGUAUCAAACUGGUGCACUUUGAGAGCAAAAUUAAGAGUUUAGCUCUAUGAAGAACUUGCUCAAAACAAUUUUGUGCUUUAGUAAUUUAAGCAUAAACACACUGGUUGUAAUGCCACAGCAAAAAGGCCACACCUGCAAAUCAUGGUUAAGGAGUUUAACAGUUCAUAAACGGUUAAAAAAAAAUGACUAGAGCAUACAUUUCAGCCCUCAAAGGAAGGAAGCAGAAUUGGUUACCUGUGUUUAAUUGGUUUUUCAUUAUUUUAUUUAUUUUUUUUUUUAGAAAAUAUUGAAGAGAGCGCAUGCAGACUAAUUUCAAUUUAGGCAAAAAUAAACCUAUUUUGAACUUUGGUUAGAGCAUGUGCUUGUAUUUUGAAUGACAAAUACAUGCUACCAGAUGUGUUAGCAGCUUUUCUUACUCAAAUAAGCUAAACCUCUACAAAUUCAACAGCUCGUUGUUUUAAAGCAAGGAGAUGAGAGUCUGACACUCUGCUGUUAAUGUUCCCUAACUAAGCUAAAGUUUGAAUACUAAUUAUCAAUGCAAACUUCUGCAUUGAUGUUAUCUGUUUGCUGUCUUAAAUUGAUAACCAUGGUAUUGUGUUUGGACUUGUGGAUGACUGUAGUAGAUACUGUAAAGUUAAUGUUAUCAGUCUCAAAUCAAAUGGUGGUGUGUUCUGAAAAUGCUUCCGCCACCAUGGUCUAGGUAACUCAUGGAAAACACUGUAAUGAGCGUUGCCUCACGUUUUUAAUACAUUAUAAAAUUACCUGUCUGAUUACCUAUCUGUUUAAUAAUUGACAGUCUGCUGUCAUGCAAUCUGGGUCAAACCUUGCAAAUGACCUUCUAGCCCAUCAUAUGUGUAACAUUCUUCAUAAUCGAUAACCGACUUUAAUUUGGUGUGCCUUGAUUUUCUGGUUUGACCUUUGAUGUGCUUCAGCCCCAGCAAGCUUGAAAACCUCUGGUACAUAUGACAGUCAGUUAUGGUUGGGCAAGUUCCAGCAGUUUUAAAUGAAGAUGCAGCCUAGCCUAUAGCUAUGUUUUAAUGUCCAUCUUAAGCUUUUCAUUCUGCUCCUCGAAAAUAGCAUUGUGGGCCAAUUCAGGAUGCUGAUGGCCAAACAGUAUGUUGAUUUUUUUUUUUUUUUAAUUUACAUUUGUAAGCCUAUGUCUCUAAUGCCUGCUUUUUUUCCCCUCAAAUUUUUGGCCCCUCCUUUAAUUUUUGACCUUUUUUUUUGUUCAUGGAUUUUGUUUCAUUGCUACGCAGUUUUUGCAUUAGAGUAGAAUGUUAAUGCACAUUAACUAACAUGGUUGUGAUUUGACCAGUGAGAACACACGUAUGCUGCCACAUGAUCCUGAAAUGACAGGCCCACAGAGAGGGCUGGUAAAAAGACAGCAAAACAAAAUCUCUGUUCAUUAUGCCCUGACCAAUAAAGCGUUCCAAGGUUGUCAAGAUUAAAUCUUGACACCCCCCAAAAAAUGUAACUACAAUUUUCAGGACAUGACUAAGACUAAAAGUAAAUUUUAAAAUUCUUUAAAUUAAAAAUGAACACUACUACACUGAACUAAAACAACAUUAGCUCCCAAACACUUAUGGUAAAUAAAUAUUACUUGUACAAAUCCAAAAUAUUUUAUAUAAAACCCAUUUAGUGACAGAACUGACUUUAAAGUUGUGCAUUUUUGUAGCUUUCUGUUUAGAGACCAAAACACAAGGGACAGAUGUGUAUCAGAGAGGUCUGAUUCACAGCACAGCUUUGCCAUGUCAGACUUAAAGCCUUUUAUAAGAAACCUUUCCUUUGCCUAAAUUAUGAUAAAGCCUUGCCUGCAUUUUCCUAUAGUUACUAAAUUCAUCUCGGAGCUUGUCGGCUGUUUUGUGAAUCUUAAAGGGAUAGUUCGGGAUUUUUGACAUGAAUCUAUAUGGUAUCCCUGUCAGCAGUGUCGUGCAUCCACACUGACUUACCCCCGACAGUGUUCUGUGAGCCUAGAUAUUGUACAGUGUUGGUCAGUGCACAAGUAGUUCCGGCAGGUUUCCUGGGGUCUGCAAAGUAACACGUUUUUCUUCUCAAAACAGCUCGUGUUCGAAUGAGUGAUUUAUUAGCAUAACAAAACCCUUGUAGUCCAAAAAGUCACACCUUGUAAUUGCUUGGGGCUACUUUCUCUCAAUAGCGAUCAGUGCGCGCUACAGUCGCUAGUUGACAGGUAGUUAGGCUAUCUGUUUCAUUCACUUAGUUUCGUGCUUGGGAAGUUGACUGCAUCAUGUCUGACUACAGCAGCGACGACGAAGACAUUGAUUUCAGCACACAGCCAAGGGGGUAUCUUUAUGAACCCGAAUAUACGGAUGCUGAAAUUCAACAGAUGGAAGUAGAACGGGCAGAGAGAGAGAGAGAGAGAGAGAUGGUGAGCAGAGAGGUGGAAGGUGAAGCCGCAGCCGCGAGACCUCGAGUGACGGACAAUUGGUGGUGUACUUGUUUCAAGUGCGAAGUAAUGCAGACCGAGGUUGAAUGCUACUGUUGCCAUGAAUGGGACCUCGUUAUGCCACGGAUGCAAGACAUUUCGAUUGACGAGGAGGCCGACGCGUCAGCAUCUGUCUGCAUCCCCAACAAUAAGGAUUUACCUGCGCUCCUGACUGCGGGUGUCCUGGAGACAUUUUUCCACAUCCCGAAAAUCAACUGGAAGAAGCGCCCCAGACCAGCUGGACCCGAUGGCCAGUUGUCUGCAGAACAGUACAGGCUGGUCGCCUAUCGCAUUAUAAUGGAAUGGGCCCUGAAAGGAGAGAAGCUUGGUCCAGGCAACAGGAGAGCUCUUCCCUCUUGUGUGGUGGCGCUAAUAAGAAAAACAUAUCCAUCACCAAAUGGACAAUAUGUAGGGUUCAAAGAGUCAAAUGAUGCCAUGCAAUUGUUUUAGAUUUUAAAAGUACAAAACCUUUACUGUAAAUUUCUACUUUUUCACUUUUUUUUCAAAUUUCUACUUUUUGAAAGUGUCUUACAAAACAAUCCAUAUAAUUAGUCAAUAAAAAAAAUUUCUAUGA
Neoarius graeffei (lesser salmon catfish) is the source of this 3117-nucleotide messenger RNA. RefSeq lists its product as uncharacterized. The coding region runs from base 2346 to 2993 and encodes 215 amino acids. The record is from RefSeq and is a predicted model, not a curated record. Lineage: Eukaryota; Metazoa; Chordata; Actinopteri; Siluriformes; Ariidae. The transcript has 2 exons.